AUGUAUUACAACUUCAGCAUUUUCACUCAGAGGCUAACUGGGUCUGUUUCCUAUACGGCACAUAGUCCUCGGGUUUUAUAGACAAUUGUACCUUCUGAAGCCUCUACAUUGAUCUUUGCUACCCAAACCAAAAUGAUAGCUGAAUCAGGAGCUUCUAUAGAGUACAUGGGUUCCAACAUGGUUCCAGACCUCCAGAAGAUAUUUCAGUCUUCAGAUGGUAUCCCUGUGCACCUUAAGCGUGGUGUUCCAGACUGGCUCCUAUACAGAACCACCAUGGCUUUGACUGUUGGAGGUGCACUGUACUGUUUGGUGGCUCUAGCUGCACAGCCUAAGAAUAAGUAAAGGGUUAUUCUCCCCAGCAUGUUUGCAAGUCCAUACAUUGGUAUUCAUGUACUUUAAAAGAGACAGUAAUGUGUGCCUGGAUAUAUUUACCAUCAUGUGGCAAAGGGUAGUGAUGUGUGCAGAUUAUGGGGAGGACUCCACUUCUGACCUCAUAUACAUCAAAUAGUCCUGCUGCAAUGAGCAACGCUCCGGUCAAUACAAAGGGAUAAUUGUUUAGCUUAUUUAACAGCAAUAACUAUGUGUUGGUGGAUAAAAGGGAUUUGUUAGUAUUCAUAUAAUUUCCGUAGUACAGAAUGUAAAGGUUUCUCUGCAUUUAAAUGACAUUCACACACAGCAGCCACCUACAGCCCAUCUAAGCCAAGCUUAUGGUGUCAGUGUUAGAGUCUGUUUUGAGAAUGAGAUUGAAGAAGCAUCGAACAGGGGAGGAAAAAAGGGGAGGAAACUGUAUCUCACAGUUUUGUUGAUUGCUGCUACAUUUACUGCGACUGGUCUCAUCUCUGUGAAUGAGUUUGGUAUAAAAAUAAGGUAUGUUUGUUUAGUGAAUAAAAACAGAGCACUUUGUAUUCAAAAUAACAAAUAUAUGCUAUUUAUAUAUGUGACAUAAAUAACUGUCAAAAAUUCUUUUAGUAUAUAUGUUCUUGUUAUAUGUUCUUGUUAAUUGAAUAUGUUCUUGUUAUGUUAAAAUAAUGAGAAAUAUAUGAUGGAUGACUAUUUGCACAUUAUUUUCCAUAUUCAUAUAAACUUUCUUAUGGAUCACUGAAAAGGAUGUAUGAGGUUUGUUUUUUUCCCCAACUCAUGGUUGUGUCAUUCCAUUCGUUCACAUGGCAACAAGAGUUUGAAACACAGUUGUAAAAGGAUUGUAAGGAUUCAGUGACAAACAAAAGACUUUUGAAUGUGCCUCUCUUUUUUCCAACCAAAACGAUCAGGAACUUUGUCUAUACUACUGAUGACAACAGAGGUGCAUUGUUCUCCAGAUUUUAUUUUCAUACAUUUCUUUGCAGUCACUGGUAAUAAUACAUGAUGAAUCUGAUGGCUUGCCUGACUGUUGGCUGAAGUUUGAUAGGCUGUCACAAUACAAAGCAGUGCAAGGCAGUCUUUGACAAUGAGAUGGGAUAAUUUAUUUGCUAUGGCUUGACGUCUGUGGUAAUGAAAGACCAUUUAUACCCAGCCCUAGACAGAGUCAUCAGCAGCUGAAAUGAUCCAUCACACUAGGCUUAAUAGCGCCACACCAAACCACAAAUUGUGCACAGAUACAAACAAAGAAAGCAUGACAAAGACUGAACUGGUGUAGUGAUUUAUUCGGACUGCAUCCAAAAUAGGCAUGUGGACGGUUAAAUGUGAAUCAAUAAACACUUUGGCGAUUUCAGUAAUGGUCUAUAGACAAUGACUUUUUAUUCCUUGACGAUCAAUGGUAAUUUUCUUCAGUUUGAGACUGAGAUGUAAGAGAAAUGUUGUAACUAUGGAAACAUAAGGACUCUUUACAGGUGUGUCCUGAUUUGCCAGAAAUGUAUGAAUUCUAAUUUAACUGACUUUGUCAAUGAUAUUGAUUUUACAUCUAAAUCAGAUUGCCAGCAGUCGCAACUGGUAACGAGUAUAAUAGGUUAGGUGUGAGAAGGAAAGUGGUUAAUUUGCACAGGAAGCUCAGACACCUCACUCUGUCCUUGUUUUUCAUUAGAAGUUUUUAUUGCAGAUAUGCAAGCUAUGAUAUAUGUCUAUGGUGGAUAACAAUAUGUGCAAGGAUACACUAUACAGUACAAUUGUUAGUUCACAAUAUAUGCUCUCACCCAAUUUAUAGCUUCCACACUUUACUAACCUGUGAUUUCUUAUGAAAAAAAAACCAAAUCAAGAAUGAACCGGCGGGUGAGGAAAGAGCAGGGAAAGAGCAGACAUUGCGGGGGUGCAGGGAGCUGGGAGUUGGAUUGGUGUGAGACCCCCCAGCCUGUGGAUCUGACUGGUUGAUGGAGAGCCAUCGUUUUUCUCCAUCUGCAUCCCUGCUGCUCUCUUGGCUCAGACAAGCUUGUUCUCAUACUGCUCUGGGGAAUAUGUGCUUGCGUGUGUUUUCCAGAACAAUUUGUCAUUUACUUUACCCCACUCUCUCAUACGUUAUUUCUGGACCUUAUCAUAUGUAGUAAGAA
Messenger RNA from Tachysurus fulvidraco (yellow catfish), 2477 nucleotides. RefSeq names its product cytochrome c oxidase subunit 7A-related protein, mitochondrial (gene cox7a2l). Gene Ontology annotation, biological process: mitochondrial electron transport, cytochrome c to oxygen; mitochondrial respirasome assembly; regulation of oxidative phosphorylation. The record is from RefSeq and is a predicted model, not a curated record. NCBI's taxonomy places the organism in Eukaryota, Metazoa, Chordata, Actinopteri, Siluriformes, Bagridae.